This is a messenger RNA of Erythranthe guttata (spotted monkey flower), 1096 nucleotides long. RefSeq names its product Thioredoxin superfamily protein. NCBI's taxonomy places the organism in Eukaryota, Viridiplantae, Streptophyta, Magnoliopsida, Lamiales, Phrymaceae. The record is from RefSeq and is a predicted model, not a curated record.
UUUAAUCGGAAUUCUGAAGGAAACGAAAUGAACUUCCAAUUUUGCAGAGAUCUGCAGAUUUAGAGAUGUCGGCAAACAGCAGGAAUUCGAAUUCAAUGAACUGGAUGAACCGUAUGGUUUCCGAGCCGUACUACUUGCUCCACUUUCUACUGUUCUUCUCCUACAUUCCCCUACGAUGCUCCGCCGCCAACAUCCUCUCCCCUCUCCGAUCAGCUCAUCUUCUUCACCGAGAGACACAAGCGCUGCUUGCUUUUUGUGUUUUAGCCGCUAUUAAGGUGACAAGAAGUGAAUCAUGGGAGGCUUUUAUAUCCGAUACCUUAUUUCAUGCAAAGAUUUUCCUUGCUGCUAUAGCUUUGGUCAUGGAUUAUCACUUGGCUUUGUGGUAUGCACUAGCAUUUUUGGUUAUAUACAUCAUCGCCGAACAACCUGCAUAUGGAGGACUAGGUACAACUAGCCAAUUGACACCGCUCCAGUUAGAAACAUUGCUUACAGAAGGGAACACAUCAAGAUUCUGGAUGGUGGAAUUUCGUUCUUUGUCCAUGUCCAGUUGCAUACGAGCAAGUUCUUUUUUCCCGGAACUCUCGAUUACAUUCUCAAACAAAAAUUUAUCCUUUGGAACAAUCGAUCUUGGACUGUUUCCGAAUGCUGCUGAGAAGUUUGGAGUCACCCUCGGAAGCCUUCACCAACUUCCAGCUUAUAUAUUGUUUCAUGAUGGAGCUGCUAUCUCGCGCUUACCUGAUACGGAUUACGAAGCGAAUUUUUUCGAUUCUCCUGUAUCUAAGAAACUUCUUUGCCGGCAUUUUGAGCUUGAUAAACAGCUCAUUGAUCAUAUCCAUAUUAAAUAGGUUUGAAGUGGUUAGAAUGUAAAAGAAGCAUACUUCUUCGAUAUAUUGCUCUGCCGCCCGAUAACAAGUACGCAUUCUUUUUCCGGGCACUUUUCUUUUUUUAAUUAAUCUCCAGAUUUUCAAUUUCUCUUUAGUAGGAAUGUAAGGCUUGUCUCACGAAAAAGAAUUUUGUUCAUGGGUAGAUAAUCUGCGUGAAAAAAUGGAUACAACAUUUGGGCUUUCACUUUUCCUUUCCUUCUUUGGGCUUUAUU